AUGAAAUCUACAAGUGUGUAACUAAUGGCAAAUACUUUUAAUAUUUUAGCCGAAACUUGUUGCUACCUAUCCACAUAGAUGGGCCUGCAACCUUUAGAAUUUGCUGACUGUUUGACUGACAGUCCGUAUUUUCGGGAAAAGCUACACGAGCAUGAACGGGAGCUGGAAAGGACAAGCAAGUCCAUUAAAAAUCUCGUUCAACACGGGAAACAAGUGUUCGAUGCUGCAAAACAACUUUCUCGUGCCCAGAAAUCAUUUGCACAAGAUCUGAAGGAUUUCAAUUUUGAAUGCAUCGGCAACCAGCAGACAGAUGAUGAGCAGUGCAUUGCGAAUUCGCUGAGGGAGUUUGGAAAGCUGAUCUGCACCAUUGAAGAUGAGAGAGAUCGCCUGCUUCAGAUGGCCUCAGAGCAGUUCCUCAAGCCAUUGGAAAACUUCAGGAAGGACAAUAUUGGACUUGCAAAGGAGGGAAGAAAGGUGUUUGACAAGCAAACAGCCAAGUUCUGCCAGUCACUGGAGCGAUACCUCAACAUGAAGUCGAAAGUGAAUGAAACAACUCUUCAAGAGGCCGAUGCACUGCUGGACCUGGAGAGGAGAGCCUUCUACCAGGCAUCCAUGAAGUAUGUGCUUCAACUACAGGAGGUGCAGGAGAAGAAGAAAUUUGAGUUUGUAGAAAUUCUUCUGGGUUUCAUGUACAGCUGGCUGACGUUUUACCACCAAGGCCACGAGGCUGCACAAGAGUUCAAGCCAUAUAUGCAAGAUCUGCAGUGGAGACUACAGAAGACUCGUGAGAGCUACCAGAGCACCAGUGAGCAGGCAGGGCAGUUGAUGAACAAGAUGUUGGAGGUCCGUGGGACGCUGUGGUCAUUAGAAAUACAAGCAACCCAUGAAGUUCUGAUUGAAAAUAUUAAGCCAAUUGAUCAGUCCGGAACGAUUCGAGGUUUCACCAGACAGGGCUAUCUGUAUCUCAUGGAACGCAAAGCCUUAGGGACAACAUGGACAAAAUAUUAUUGUCAGUACAAAAAGGAAACCAAAGAAUUCUUCAUGAUUCUUUACAAUCAGAUGGGUGGAAAACUGAACAUUCCAGAGAAACAUAUCUUGGAUACAUGUACAAGACGAGCCCAUGACUCCAUUGAGAAACGGUUCUGCUUCGACAUCACAUUCAAAGAAAAGCCAGGCACAAUGACAUUUCAAGCUCUGUCGGAAGAGGAUCGCAAAUUGUGGCUUGGAGCUAUGGAUGGCAAAGAACCUGUUUAUCUGGUCCCUAAAGCCAAAACCGAAGACACAUUGCUGGAUGAUAUAGGAUUUACCUUUAUGAAGAAAUGUAUAAUGGCAAUAGAAGCUAGAGGUUUGCAUGAGCAGGGAUUGUACCGAGUGGUGGGAGUGAACUCUAAGGUCAAUAGGCUAAUCCAAAUGGGACUUGAUCGAAGGAAAGCAGACAAAUUGAAUCUAGACGACCCUGCCGUAUGGGAGACCAAAACUAUAACUAGUGCUGUGAAAAAUUACCUCAGAUCCUUACCAGAACCCUUGAUGUCUUUUAAACUGCACGAGAGUUUUAUUAAAGCUGCAAAGCAAGAAUCGAAAACGUUGCGGAUACUGGACAUUCACAAGCUGGUUUACGAACUGCCCGAGUCGUUCUUUGAGAUGUUAAAUCUGCUCACCGAACAUUUGCACAAGGUGGCCAGUGAGAGCGACAAGAACAAGAUGACUGUCGGGAAUCUCGGCGUCUGCUUCGGACCGACCCUCAUGAGACCAGAAGAGGAAACCAUGGCGGCUAUCAUGGACAUAAAGUUCUGCAAUAUAGUGGUGGAAAUUCUUAUCAACAACUAUGAAAAGAUUUUUAAAAGUGAUCCUGAGGAUGUUGACCCCAGUGAUUCGAGGAAGGCUUUCUCUCGGAAUAAUGCUGUGAGGUCUCACGCGGUGUCUAACAACCGAUCUGAUAGCAGUUCUCAACCAAUGAGCUCUUCCACACCAGUAUUAUCACGCGACGGGGGCGCCUCCGCUGCUGGGCAGUUAACCAUCUAUGCAAACCAGGCUCCUGUUCACCCGUCAGCACCCCCAUCAGCACCCCCAUCAAGUGGGCGUGGCAAGCUGCGGCCGGUCCAGAUUUACAAUCCAAGUACUGGGGGUUUUGAGACGCACAGCAAUACUAGUAGCAGUUCUGAUUCUUUAAACUCCAAACCUACGCACCAGUCACACUUGCCAAAAAUGGCGUCUCCAAAACUGGAUGGAAUUCGGCGUGACUCAAACAGUGGGAUUACGUAUUCCAAUGUCAGUGUCAGUGCAAUGGCAAACAGAUUUAAUAUUGGGAGUGGAGCAGAUGCACCAACAUUCGGCAGUGUCAAGAAAAGAUCAUCAAACGAUUAUAGUGCCCCAGGAACCCCAGUCAUGAACUCGUCACUGCAUACCAGCAUGACUGGGAGUAUAGGUAGCACAUCCAGCAGCACAAACAAACCGCCAGGACGGACGGUCCGGGCGUUAUACCAGUGUACAGCUGAGAAUGAAACCGAGUUGUCAUUUGAAGCAAAUCAGCUCAUUUAUAAUGUCAAACAUUCAAGAGAACCUCAUUGGCUUGAGGGUUCAAUAAAUGGAAGAUACGGUUUGAUUCCAGAAAACUAUGUUGAAUUUAUUGACUGACGACAGUUGCACACUUUGUCAGUAUAAAGUGACAGUUCCAGAGUUACAUCUGAUCACCAUCAUCUUUAUGAACGACCGUUUCACUAGUCGCCUUGUCACAGGACUGGCUACAUUUCAGAAGCAGGUCUUCUAUACACCACUGCAGGACAGUACCAGGAAGAGUUAUACCAAGUUCGGUUGCCUUGUUUUACUUUUUUUUUUCUUUUGUCUUCUCAGUCGGUGGGUUGCCUGUAUUACGCUGCAACAUUGUAUCAUUAUGCAUAGGUGUGUGUAAUAGCCACAGAUACCUGGUUGACUUUCUUUUCAGUUUUUUUGUUUUUAUUUUUUUAACCCUCAGGUUUUUCUAUUCAAGUGGGUAGGUUAUUUGAUUCCAAUGGAUUCUAAACGUAUGGGUUUUUUAAACAUAUCAUGUUGUAUACAUUUUCAGUUGAAUUAAUUUUUUUUAUUCUUGUGUGUGGCUAAAUACCUACAUCUGUCAUAAAAUAUUAUUAAAUGUGCACAGAUGUUUAUGAAAGCUACACAUAUGACUAAAGUCUAACUAUGUUUUGUAAAUUCAGCUCUUUGUCUUUAAACAUUUCAGUUAAUUACUAGGUCUGUUAUUCAUUUAAGAAUUUCCAGAUAAUAAGUUGUCUAGCGAAGGUGUGACUCUUACAUUUUUUUAUCUACAAGUUAAUCUGAAUUUUAUUAUUUAUUGUAGUAAUAGUAAUCACACUGCAUGAAUAGUAAUGUUACUGCUUGGAUAAAGAGUGUAACAUUGAGUGUUUGAUACACCAUUCAACUGAAAUAUACUUUUUCUUUCACUUUUUAAAGUCAUCAGUAAGAUUUCUAUGGUGUAUUCGAAACUGUUCUGGUGCUGGGAACUUGUUUCUAAAUGUUUUGAAGAUACGAGAACGGGUUCACAAUCAUUUGCAAAUGCCGUUUCAAAUACACAGCUAUAAAUAAAUACAAUCUGGAUUUUUUAUUUUAUUUAAGUGCAUGUUAAAGUAACUUGUUAUUGUUAUCUGGAUUUUUAUGAUCCUUAAUUUGUGUUGUAAAAUAGAUGAUUAAACUGACUGAUUGCUCUUGCAGUAGGUUGUAAGGUUUAGUUGGGUACAGGUCUAGUCUUAAGUUUCUGUGAUAUUAUUAUUAAAAAUAAUAUUCCAUAGCUAUUAAAAAGGUUUUAUUGAGGGCAACUUGUUAGGUCAAGAAAAUGUUUCAAAAUGGCAGCUUAGACAGGUGUCCUGUUGACACAAAGGUGACGAGAGACAAAAUUAGAUUUUAAUUACGCUGAGAAACAUCUGCUGACUUUUGUGCAUACAUCACCAACAUGUUUAUUUAUAUCACUGAAAUUUGAAACAGCUUUGAAAUAAAACAGAAAGUAAAACAAUAUAUUAAUUUAAAAUGUAUAAUUUGCAGACAUUUUGACAGUAAUCUGUUAUAGUUAUUCCAUGGAAAUAGUUUAAAACAAUUAAAUUCACAUGCCACUUACAACAGAUGGGCAUUUGAAUAUAUUUAAAUUUUAUGCACAAGAAAUUACGUAAUUCCAACAAUUUAUUGUUGGCAAGGGUCUUGCCCACCCCACCCAAGUUUUACUUGUUUAAAGAUAAUUGUUGCUAUUGAUAUAAUGUUGUAAUGUCUACAUGUCCGUACUUGAAUAGACAGUUUACCUAAUGGAAUAUUAUUAAUUUGCUUGAUUAGGAAGUUAUCUAAAACAAGUUGUUUGGGAAGAUACAUUUUUUUAAAAAGUCUUGGUUGUUUUUUUAAACUGGCUAUGAUUUGUCAUUCAAGUUUUGGAAAUGUUACUUGUAUCAUCCUGAAUAGUGGCAGUCCUCAGGACUAACUUGGAAGAGUGAUCAUCCUGAAUAGUGGCAGUCCUCUUGAAGGCUGGAUGCAAUAAUGGAUCAUCUCAAUAGUGGCAGUCCUCUUAAAGACUGGAUGAUAAUGAAUCAUUCUGAAUAUUGGCAGUCCUCUUAAAGACUGGAUUGUAAGAAUGGAUCAUCCUCAAUAGUGGCAGUCCUCUUAAAGACUGGAUGGUAAGAAUGGAUCCUGAAUAAUGGCAGUUUUGAAGACGAAAAUUCAUCAUUCUAAAUAGUGGCAAUCCUCUUGAAGGCUAAGUAGGAAGGAUGCAUCAUCCUGGAUAGUGGCAGUCCUCUUGAAGGUUAAGUAGGAAGUAUAGUGUUCAUCCAUCAACAAAACACCUGAUCGAAUUCAUGGGAGCAUACCGUCACGACCUUGUCAAAAUAUCUUUUGGAUUGUCAUAAAUGUAUGUCGAGAUAGAGCUUGAAUAUGUUAAUAGUUUUAUUGUUCAGAUAAAAUUAAUCAAUGUGUGUCAUAACCACACGACCACACUGGAACUAAGACCACAUGAACUUUAUAAACAGUUUUCAUGGUCUUAUUUAUGGAAUUUGUAUUUUAAUAACAUCAAACUGAAGAUACCUGUUUUUUCAAAACGCUCAAAAUGUGGUUAUGAAUAUGCUGUAUUAUAUGGCUAAAUAAAAAUGUAUUUUAUCACUUUGCUUGAAAUUGGUUUGAAAGACAUUCCGAUGGUUUGUUAAUGAAACGUUUAUUUAAGACUGUUUAAACUGUGACUGAGAUUUAUUUUUGCAGAUUUUAGCAUACAAAUAACCUAUGUCAGUAUGCAGUAUAUUAAAAUUGUUGUUACAUAAAUGUAAAAAUUUGUCUUUUUAUGGAUAUCCAGAUAUUUAUUGGUUCUAAAAAAACCAGUUCCAUUGAUUGGUUUUAUUUGUAUUUUAGUUUUUACUAAAAAUAAAACAACCCUAAUGCAUCAGUCUACCUUGAAGUACCGUAUGCAUUACAAUGAAAUUUGUUAUUGUACAUUUGAAAAUGAUUUAUAUACAUGUAUUUGUUGGCUAAAUAAUCAAAUUGUACAUUUAGUUUUUUUACUAGACACCCCUUAAUUUAGAUAAAAUGAAAACUUACUUUAUGAUUUGUAGAAAACUUACUUUAUGAUUUGUAGAAAACUUACUUUAUGAUUACAAAUGUUUAAUGUUAUAAAAUUAACCAUUUUAACUCCAAGUUCUCAAACAUGACCAUUUGUUUUAAUAUUUAGUUAUUAAAAACUACGGUCAUUAAUAAAAGUAAUAUUAUAUUCUUCUUCUUUUUUUAAAUUUCUUUAGUCUUAUCUAGUUGCAAGUUCCUGUAGACGGCUGUUCUUUAUCAGUGUUUGAUAAAGUAAGGUUCUGAAUGCAUUAUAGAGGUUGUAUACCAUAGUUUGACACCCAAUAGCCUAUGUCUUUUUCGUGCUGGGGUGUCAUUAAACAUCUAUUCUAUUCUAUAGAGGUUGUACUUUUAUGUGAUAUGUUCUAAACUAUAUAACGCUGAAAACCGUAUAUAGAUAUUUUAUUAUACGAUACCAUAUUAAUGAUUUAUUAACUUGACUCAAACAAAGUGCCAUUAUAUUAAGCAAUUAUGGCUUGAUUAACUGUGCCAGACAAUACACAUCGUUUCAUAUUAUUGUCCAAUAUGACUUGAUUGACUUCACCAUAGAAGUGAUCAAUAAACAUAACUAAUUUCAUUUGAAAAUAGGUAUCAUCAUACAACAUUGUUCAGUAUGACUGCACCAGUCACUGUUAAUAAUAGUAUUGUUGAUGUACAUCAAUGGCCAAUAUGACUUGACUUGAACCUCAGUGAUGUCACCAGAUAAUAAGCAUUACUCUACACCAUGGCCAGUAUGACUAAAUUGACUUGUCAAAGGCUGUGGUAUGUGCAGGCCUGUCUGUAAGAAAAUGCAAAUAAAAGACCCCUUGUUGCUAAUGGAAAAAUAUAACAGGUUACCUCAAAAUUACCACAUGUUUGACUUCCAAUAGCUGAUGAUCAAUUAAUCAAUGUGCUCUAGUGGUGUCAUUGUGAUUGACAUGAUCUGUAUAUGUCAUUGUACUCAUACCAUUGACUAAAUGCAUCAAACUUGACCAGACAGUUUCAUAUGACUAUGGACAUGCUAUAGACAUGUUAAAAUUCUUCCCAAAUUCUGAUGCCAGUAUGACUAUUACUUACUAGCUAAGAAGAAACUGCACUAAGUAGAUUUUCUACUUCACAGUCAUGAUUGUAUGUGUGUUCAUUGCACACUACUCAAGAGUGUCCAAGAGAUAUUAAUUUGAGAUUUUUAUGUUUCAAACAGUUAUAAAAACACAUGUUUUAAACAGUUAUAAAAAUGCAUGUUUCAAACAGUUAUAAAAACAUGUUUCAAACAGUUAUAAAAAUAUGUUUCAAACAAUUAUAAAAACAUGUUUCAAACAGUUUUCUUGAAAUUGAACUUCAACGUACUGAUGUCCCCUUAACUUGAAUUAUUUGUCCACGGUAUGCAGUGAAUUAAUCACAAAACACAGUCUGUAUUUACUCCCACCCAGAAUGAAUAUUAACCUCUCUCUUCCUGAACAGAAAGUCUAAAAAGCUGAGGUGAGUCGAGAUCAAUGUGUUUGAACCAUAAUUGGAUAGAGACACAAUAAUCUAGUUGCAAUCGGUUAUCUGUUAGAUGACUCCAGUAGGUUAGGUAUGUUCUUUACCGCAAAUCUUGUCAAGCUGCAGUCAUUACGUUUGAGAUUAUCAUCUUAAAUGAUGAUAUGCCAUUGUGAAUUUGUUAGACUAAUUUAUCUGUGAAUUCCUUUUUAAAAACAAAACUUGGCAUAAAGUGUUGAUUGUAUAACCUAAUGACCUCAAAAUGUUUGAAGAAACUAAAAUGGAAAUUGGUUUCUUCUUGAUAGGUUUUUUCUUUUCUUUUUUUUAGCCAAGAUGGAUAGACUUGAUACAUUUCUGACAGUCUUAUUCAUUUUAGCAUAAAUGAUCUUGUAUUUGAUUCAUAUCAGUUUUCAUUUUUGUACCACAUCAUUCCAGAGUUAAAAUAGUGGUGCACAUUAUGUUUAGCCUGUAAUAUUUUGAUGUAAGAUUAAAGAAUGUAAAUGUUGUAUAUAUUAAAUGGUUUUGUAAAACUAUGUAUGUUUCCUAUAUACAGAGUGACAUAAUUUUAUUAUGAUGCAAAUACAUUACAGGUACGUUCACAUUUAAUUGGCAGUUUGUGGUAAUUUAAUCUUGUCAUAUUGAUUCUUGUAUAUACAUGUAUUAGCUGUACUAUUUACAUUUUUUAUAUUAACUUUAUGGUGCUUCCGUUUGAGUGUUUUUGUACGAGUGUUAAUGCAGAUACAGAGCUUAUCGGUUGUACAUAUAACUGUAUGUGAUCUUUUGUCUGUUAACUUGUGUUCAAAUUGUUAUACCUUCAAAAUAUCAAAAUUUAACAGAAUACUUGUUUUUCAUAUCUAUAACAAAAAAAAUAUAUAUAGAUGUUCAGUUUGUAAUAUGUACUUUAUUUUGCUUCUUUUUUUCUUUCUUUCUAAUAUACAUAAAAAUACCAGUGUAUUCUUCUUUUUUGCAGUAUUUAUAUAUCCAUUUAUGCAAUGUCUCAUUAGCAAAAACUGUCUGCUUUUUCUAAGCCUUUAAAUAUAAUGAGUGUUCUAUUGUUGUUUUACAAUCGAAAAUGUUAAUUUCAUGUCACCUUUAGUGUGAAAGUCACUAAUCCUAGUUCCUCUGGUACAUACUGUUUCUGUUUCACAUAGAAUGUAUUUUGAGUUACUGCAAACAUCAAGAUGACCACAGCCCAUGACUAUAAACCUUUAUGAGUCUAGACUCAAUCUUUAAUGAUGUCACACGCAUACAGUUUGUAUGAUGAUGUCAUAACAUUAAAGUCUCAGACUCUUAUUAGAGUCUUGAAUCUAGACUUCUAAAAGUUUUGUAAGCGCCAGGCCAGGUCCCGUGCUUUUAAAGCUCUAGACUCAAGACUCUAGUAGUCUGAGACUUUAACGCCAUGGCAAUGCCAUACAAAUUGUAAUCAUGUGAUUAAAGAUUUGAGUCUAGGCUCAAAACGUUUAUCAGCAUGGGCCCAGAAAUGCAUUGAAUCUGCCAAAAUUGAUCAUUUUAGCAGGAAUUUGAAAGUGUAGUGUACAAAAGUUGUAAUUUAGUUUGGUAUGUGACACUGCCUAAUAACUAGGAUCGGUGCCUUUUAGUAGAUCUGAUUGUUGAUGGUACUUUCCCUGUGAGCAACUAUCAUACAGAGUAAUAGGUUACUUUAUUAUAUUCUACACAUUUAAGGCAUUCAUUUUUCUUUCUUCAAUCUUUUUUCUACUUCUUUAGAGGGGUUAUGUUUUUCAAUGGGGUUUUGUUUUGUUUUGGGUUUUUUGCUUUUGUUAAUGCUUUCAAAUCAGAUGGUGCUGUGACAUUCUUAUUUAGUAAUUUUGUUAUUACAGAUACUCAAAUUGACAAAGUAUUUUUAACAAAUUAAGGUUCUGAUACGAUGUUUUUAAAAAAUAAGAAUAAAAUAAGGAAUACAAAGUUAUUUUAUUGUUUUAAUAUUAAUCUUUUGUCACAUUCCGGGUAGUCAUUAAAAUUAAUUAUUGAACUCUGACUAUUUAUUUAAUUACUGUACAAGAUUAAUUUACUUCAAAUAUUGGUGGAGGCAGGAUAUAUACAUGUAUUCUUUGAUUCUUGAUGUUUGAUAUUUCAAUCAUGGUUUAAAAUUUUUAAUAUAGAUUCUGGUUUUCGUAUUGGUUUUUUAUGAUGAUAUUAACUAAAUGUCCAUAUAAAUGGUUGUCACUGGCA
Molecule: messenger RNA, 9219 nt
Organism: Gigantopelta aegis
Lineage: Eukaryota; Metazoa; Mollusca; Gastropoda; Neomphalida; Peltospiridae
Product: rho GTPase-activating protein 26-like
Exons: 27
Coding region: 79-2634 (851 amino acids)
Biological process (GO): signal transduction
Cellular component (GO): cytoplasm
Molecular function (GO): protein binding; GTPase activator activity
Source: RefSeq, a predicted model, not a curated record